This is a messenger RNA of Apis florea (little honeybee), 4012 nucleotides long. It is a transcript of the gene Ddr, whose product is annotated as discoidin domain-containing receptor 2. Gene Ontology annotation, cellular component: plasma membrane; signaling receptor complex. Lineage: Eukaryota; Metazoa; Arthropoda; Insecta; Hymenoptera; Apidae. The record is from RefSeq and is a predicted model, not a curated record. Gene Ontology annotation, biological process: positive regulation of neuron projection development; cell surface receptor protein tyrosine kinase signaling pathway; positive regulation of kinase activity. Gene Ontology annotation, molecular function: collagen binding; ATP binding; protein tyrosine kinase collagen receptor activity.
CGCCGGUCGGCUGACGCGGCUUGUGGCUUUCGGCUCGUCGAGCUUGCCUCGACUCGCUCAGUCGCACUCGAACCGCGCAUCGGUGAGGGUGCCGUGUCGCCCUCUGUCGGUAGUUUCUCUUUUCGGUGUAUGCGUGUGUGCGUACUUACGGGAACAGUUGCCACGCGAGUCGUACCACGUUGUCCUUUUUUAUAUUUUUCUUUCGUUCCAAUUUACGCUCGACAGGGACAUUUAAUCGUGAAGAAUUCCGAAUAAACUGAACUUUAGCGGAAUCAUUCGUACAUCUUUACGUUUUUUGUGCUUCUUGUUUAUCUACUUAUAACGGUCGGUAAAGGAGUAAAGUUUGUAAAUGCGCGAUAAAGUAUCAUUCGAAUUUCGUAUAUUGGUAUCACUGUUUUACGUUAUUAGUGUCAAUUUGAAAUUUUCACGUGAACAUUCGCGAAUUUUGAUAAUGUUAUAUCGAUAUAUUCUCUGGUUUUACGCGUAAUAAGGUUUUAAACGGUAAUUCGACGUAUGAAAUUCGGUGAAAACAAAUCGUGUGUGAUCAAAUACCGAGGUAUCAACAACGUUAAAGGUAAAAACUGUCAACACUCACCGUAUGUUCCAUUUUGAAAGCGAGACAGAUUCGACAUCUUUUACCAGGCGAUUAUUCCAACUCGUGAUUGCGUGAUACGUAGUAGUCCACUUGUUUUCUUCAUCCUUUCAAGUUUAACGGUCAUUUUGAAACAAUAUUGGACGCCAUUGAACGUUCGGUUUUAUUUCCAGUCGAUGCGAGGACACAGUGAAUAGUCGGUGCGCGCGUGUUUGUCGUCGACGUGCAGUUCGAAGUACAAUCAUACUCACGAGAAUAUGGGGAGUGUGGGAGAUAGAUCGUCUUCGGCGUAAUCUGGCGUUGACGUGACCUAGCCUAACGUAACUUUUGUUUGGGAUAUCGGUCGCCUGCGCCUCCAUUCCGUCACCCAUCCCACGGUUCCAUUCGUUCGGUGCUCUCGUGUGUGUGCUCACUUUUCUGGAGUGUGUGCGACUGCCUCGACAGCGACGAACGACUUCACACGUUUCCUCGAUUUUCUUCCAACCACGAAGUCGAAGAUGCAGUGAAACGUCAACGAACAAGCGAAGACGCACGCCCAACGACCCGGUUAUCGGCGAGAACACUCACCACCUUUCGGCCAUCACGAUGCCAGGAACGUGCUCGAUGACCGAUGCGGUCAGGAUCGUCGACAGUUAGUGAUGAGGAGGAGCAGGUUGUCGGCUCGCCGAUGGCUCAGGUCACCGCCAAUAUGCCGCCUCUCCGACCCGGACAGGACCUUCCCUUGCGACCCAUUUUGAUCGCCGUUUUCGUUUUUCUCUGCUCCCCGCCGCUCUGCCGCACCUUCGACUCGGGACAAUGUACCGCGGCACUGGGCAUGGAGAAUGGCGAAAUCCCCGAUGAAGAUAUAUCGGCCAGUUCUAUGUACGAUCCCAGUCUUGGCCCGAAACAUGCCAGGCUGAGACAAGACAAGGGCGGCGGUGCCUGGUGUCCGAAAAAUAUGGUCACGAAGGAAGGAAAGGAGUACCUCGAGGUGAAUUUGCACAGCCCGCGUGCACUGACGUCGACCAGGACUCAGGGCAGGUUCGGGAACGGGCACGGGGUCGAGUACACCGAAGAGUACUUCGUCGAAUAUUGGCGGCCGGGGUUCAACAAGUGGGUGCGAUGGAGAAAUCGACGUGGCAUGGAGCUUCUGGCAGGCAACAAUAAUCCAUAUUCGGAGAAGGAGCAGCUCUUCGACCCGGCGAUCGUCGCAACGAAGAUCCGUUUCAUCCCCUACACCUCCCACAUGCGUAUGGUGUGCAUACGAGUCGAGCUUUACGGCUGUCCAUGGACCGGAUACGAAUGGGUCGGUUGGAGGAACGACACCCCAAGCAUGCUCGGUCGUCCCGUUGAAAUUACCUUCGAGUUCGAUUAUUCGAGAAACUUCACUGCCAUACACCUGCACAUGAACAAUUACUUCACCAAAGAUGUGCAGGUCUUCUCCUACGCAAAGGUUUAUCUCGGCGCCGGCGGGAAUCAGUUCAACGGGGAGCCUGUCCAUUUCUCUUACAUACCGGACCUUGUGCUGGAACAGGCACGUGACGUUACCAUAAAGCUUCACUCGCGGGCUGGCCGUUUCCUUAAGCUUCAAUUGUACUUUGCGGCACGGUGGAUCAUGCUCAGCGAAGUAAUCUUUGAAUCAGUAAUCUCCGAAUGGAACAACACCGACGAUGAAGAGCCGAGGAACAAGAGCGCCAUUGUAUCGGCGACCGGCAUCCCCUAUCAGAAUAACGAGGGUCCACUGCAGAGAGACGAAGUAAAGGCCACUUUUAAUAAGGAGGAAAACAACGAUAAUGCUCUUCCGGACAAAAGCAAGGAGCCAGAAUCGAGGCAAUUCGUCGGCCUGGUUAUCGGUAUACUAACCACCGUGAUCGUGAUGCUUCUGGCGGCAAUCACGUUCAUUUUCUACAGGAAUCGAAGGUUGAAGGCCGCCCUCGCGCCUUCCACGUUCUACGAUCAACACGGCGACUUGAAGGUCUCGGUGCAGGAGGAGGGCGAGGACAAGGGACCAAUUUGCCCUCCGCUUCCGGCGCAGUACCACCCGGCCGCCUACGCCACGACGACACCGCAACUACACAAAACUAUCACGGAUUACAGCAGGAUGACGGAGGUGCAGCCGGUUAUUCCGCUGUUGCUGAACACUGCGAUCAAUCUUGCCAGGCCAAUUCCGUCGGUUCAAGAAUACUCGUCUAAUCCGCCGCCCAUACCGCCGCCACCGGAAAAGUAUUACGCCAGCACGGAGAUCUGUAAGAAUUCCCUGCCACCGUUGCCGCCAUCCCCGACGCCGAGCACGCCUCCCCCAAUGAGCGCGAAAGCCUCGAGCAGCAUGACAAGCUACAGUCCCGAGGACAUGCUCACGGAAGAGGAGGACGAGGUGGCCGAGUGCAUUUUAGACUUCCCCCGGGAGAAGCUCAACAUCGUUGAAAACCUCGGUUGCGGAUACUUUGGCGACGUUCACAUUUGCGAGGUCGACAGGUUUCCAGGCUACGACGAAGUUUUCCGGAACACAACCAGCGACCUGGUGAUCGUUAAGUCCCUGAGACCUGGAUCCUCGGAUGCGCUUAGGAUAGAAUUUCAAGAGGAGGCAAAAAGACUGGCGCGGCUGGCCGAUCGGAAUGUCGCGCGGCUGCUCGGCGCGAGCCUCGGGGACGACCCGAUGUGCAUCGUGUUGGAGAACGGCGAGUACGGGGAUCUGAAUCAAUAUCUGCAGAGGCAUAUAGCUGAAACGUCGACCGUGCACACCGCUAAGACCCUCAGUUUCGGCACGUUGAUCUACAUGGCCACGCAAAUAGCAUCCGGCAUGAAACACCUCGAGGAAAUGGACUUGGUGCAUCGGGAUCUCGCCACAAGGAAUUGUUUGGUGAGCCGUGGUUACACGGUGAAAGUGUGCGAUCUGGGCUCCGGAAGAAACGCUUACGCAGCCGACUAUUUCCGGGUGGAGGGUCGGCCGCCAUUGCCAAUCCGAUGGAUGGCCUGGGAAGCUAUGCUAAUGGGAAGGCACACAUCGAAGAGCGACGUCUGGUCUUUCGCGGUAACGCUUUGGGAGAUUUUAACGUUCGCAAGGGAACAACCGUUCGAGGAGCUGCCCGAUCAUCGCAUAGUCGAGAACGCAACGUAUUUUUACCAAGAGGACGAUAGAAGGAUCAUUCUUCCCCUGCCGAAAAACUGCCCCAAGGACAUCUACGAAUUGAUGCGCGAGUGCUGGCACAGGAACGACGUGGACAGGCCCAGCUUCCGGGAGAUCCACAUGUUCCUCCAGAGGAAAAAUCUCGGUUACAAGCACGCGGACACGAACGACACCUGAUACAGAGAGCUAGAAGGCUGGAACCUGAUCCGGCUUUCUAUGAUCGGCGAGCUGAACGGGAACUGGUGGAACUCCCCUUCCACGACCAAGUUACACCAGGUCAGACCAAGUUAGUAGUGUGUACAAGGAGAGGAUCG